AUGGAAAACAUGACAUUUAAUAGUCCUUAUUUACAGUUAGAGGGACUGGUUGUCCCUGAACAAACCUUGUAUCCUACAUUUCUUUUCUUCCUGGUUUUCUAUCUGCUCAUUAUGGUAGCUAACAUCGGAAUCAUUCUGCUCAUAACAAUAGAAAGAAGCCUGCAUGAGCCUAUGUACAUUCUCUUCUGUAAUCUUCCCUUUAAUGAUGCAUUUGGAAACUCUGUCAUUUUCCCUCGGUUGCUUGGGGACCUUUUAAGGCCAAAAUCUCAACUCUACAUCAGUUAUAUUGACUGUGUUGUUCAAGCCUUUGGUUUCCACCUGCAUAUUGCUGCCUCUCACACUGUACUCAUGGUUAUGGCCUUUGACAGAUAUGUUGCCAUAUGUAAUCCACUGCACUAUACAACUAUCAUGACUACCAAAAUGGUGGUUAAACUGACUGCAUCAGCCUGGGGUAUUGCGCUGCUCUGUGUGAGCAUACUGUUAGCUCUGACAAUAAGGCUGAAUCGCUGUGGAACAAUAAUAGAAAGUCUGUUCUGUGAUAAUGCAUCACUGUUCAAACUGUCAUGUGAAAAUCCUUACAUUAAUAAUAUAUAUGGCCUGAUAUACACAGUAGCUGUCCUUGGCUCUUCUAUGGGAUGCAUUUUACUUACUUAUGCCAAAAUAACAGCUGUGUGUAUUAACAGUAAAAACAAAACUUUGAACAAAAAGGCUUUAAAAACCUGCAGCACACAUUUGACUGUCUAUUUAAUCAUGUGUAUGUCUGGAUUUAUCAUGAUCAUACUCCAUCGUUUCUCUGGUUAUGCAGAAUACAGGAAAGGAGCUGCACUGCUUUUCCAUGUCGGCCCAGGAAUUCUGAACCCUCUCAUAUAUGCUCUACAAACUACUGAGAUAAGACAUGCUCUGCUGAAGAUUCUACACUCAAAGAGGGUGGUCCCAUAG
This is a messenger RNA of Pygocentrus nattereri (red-bellied piranha), 939 nucleotides long. RefSeq names its product olfactory receptor 146-like. Gene Ontology annotation, cellular component: membrane. The transcript has a single exon. The coding region runs from base 1 to 939 and encodes 312 amino acids. The record is from RefSeq and is a predicted model, not a curated record. Gene Ontology annotation, biological process: G protein-coupled receptor signaling pathway. Lineage: Eukaryota; Metazoa; Chordata; Actinopteri; Characiformes; Serrasalmidae. Gene Ontology annotation, molecular function: G protein-coupled receptor activity; olfactory receptor activity.